Molecule: messenger RNA, 1509 nt
Organism: Funneliformis caledonium
Lineage: Eukaryota; Fungi; Glomeromycota; Glomeromycetes; Glomerales; Glomeraceae
Source: the annotation of a GenBank genome assembly
AUGGAAGGAAAUCACUUUGCCUUCACAUGGAAAAUAAGUUGCUUUAACGAGCUAGUGGCUAGACACCCAAAUGGUAGUUUUUUCUAUAGUGAAAGGUUUUGGUCACCAAGGGGUCAAAGUGUAAAGUCAAGUGACAUCAGUGUCAUUAAUGAACAAAAUAACUCUUACAAUAAUACGGGAUAUUUAUGGAGGCUAAAACUGUUUCCUAAUGGUGUAGAUAAGAUAUCAAAUGAUUUCAUUUCUCUUUAUCUUGAAUCAAUUCAGACACAUUAUGAGAAACAAAAUAAUAUAACGGGAAGGCACACGAAAUUUCAAUUAUCACUUUAUCGAGAUUUAAAUAUUCCAACCACAAAGCAAUCACCUAUACUUGUAAUAGACCGUCAUACCUUGGAGACGAAAUUUGAAUUCAACGGAGUAAAGGCGGAUUAUGGAUUUGCGAGGAUAGUUCCUCUUAGAGAAAUAUUCCCAAAUGAUGCUGAAGUAGAUUUAAUAGUUCGAGCUCAAAUCUUUGAAGAUGCCAUCACUUCUGGAGAAGGUUCGAGUUCAAUGGACAUAAAUAAUGUUUCACUUAUGUCCUUUGAGAGGUAUUUUGGAGUGGAUAGAUUUUGUGAUGUGGAAUUCGUAUUUGAUUGUGGUUCAAGCAUGAAAGCUCAUAGAGUUAUCCUUACAGCUCGAUCAACAUACUUUGAAAAAAUGUUGGAAGGAGAAUGGUUGGAAGGUCAUAUGAAAACCAUCUCCAUUAAAGAUAUGCCAUUUGACGCGUUUCGAUGUAUUGUCCAUCAUCUUUACACCGGAAAACUGGAAGAGGGAUUAACAUUUGAGCUUUUAAGGGAGAUUUAUUCUAAGGCUGAUAUGCUUAGCUUAGAACAACUUGGUCGAAUGGCUGCCAAAAGGAUCAUUAAACUGAUGAAUCAUGAAAAUUGGGAUCAAAUCUUAAUGUUGGGUUGGAAAUAUUAUGAUGACCGAUUAAAAGAUGCUGGUCAAGAUUUCGCCGUAAAACAUUGGAACGAUAUAAAGGAUACUGACAACAUGAAACAAGUGUUUGCAAGUGGUCACGUUGAUCGUAUUGUUGAAUUGGUCUUACAAAGUUUUUUUACACCGAAUAAUAGGAUAGAGUCUUCAGAUUUGGAUUAUAUACACAUGCGGGAUCAACAACUAGAGAAGCAUGUUAAGAUUAUCCGAGAAAAUAGAUACGAAGCUCAAUUUAGUGAGCAAACCCAAAGUCAGCUUUUUGAGCCAAUCCUUAGCGAGAAAUCUAUACAAUAUUUGGCCAAACAUAUUUCGGUAAACGUUAACAAUCAAUGUGUAAUAAUGAAAGCUGAUCAGGUUGAUGCAAUCCCAGACGUUAUUCGUGAUUUGCUUGUAAAUAUACUAUCGUCAGAAAAAGAUGUAUUCAAGAGUGUUAUGAUGACUCCAUUGAGCCCUGAUCAUCAAUUUCGAAAGUUUCUCUAUGACCAGCGAAAACACAUUAGACCGCAAUAUUGGGGAAAGGAAAUACAUCGUAGAUAG